Messenger RNA from Brassica oleracea var. oleracea, 1368 nucleotides. RefSeq lists its product as uncharacterized. The coding region runs from base 1 to 1368 and encodes 455 amino acids. The record is from RefSeq and is a predicted model, not a curated record. NCBI's taxonomy places the organism in Eukaryota, Viridiplantae, Streptophyta, Magnoliopsida, Brassicales, Brassicaceae. The transcript has a single exon.
AUGUCUAUUGAGGAGGAUGAGGUUCCACUCACUUUACCGGAUAGCCCGAGAUUCAGAGUCUUUGAUGGUAACUCAAUUAGUUUAUUAGGAAGAUUGUUGAACCCUGAUUGUCAGCCGAUGGCUAAGAUGAUUGAGUACAUGCCAACGGCAUGGCGUGUUUAUGGGAGAGUAAGAGGCAUAGCUCUGUCAAGGGAUAGGUUUCAGUUUAUCUUCCAGCGGGAGGAAGAUCUUGAGACUGUGCUCAAGGAUCGCCCUUGGUCCUAUAACCACUGGGCUAUGGUCUUAGAAAGGUGGACUGCUGAGCCGCCACCAGACUUUCUUCGAUACAUGGAGAUUUGGAUCCGUAUAAGGAAUAUUCCGAUGAAGUUUUUCACGGGUGAUACGAUGCACAUAUUGGCCUCUGAAAUUGGUCAUGUUGAAGAAAUAGCGUUUGAUCCUAAGGUCUCCCACACGAAGGACUACAUACGUGCUUUGAUCACCUUUGAUACGGAGAAUCCUACUAAAUCCUCUCGUAAGCUUACGGUGAGCAAGGAAGAAACAGUUUCCAUUGAGUUUGAGUAUGAAAGGAUCCAUAAGAAAUGUUUCCAUUGCUUGCGUCUGACUCAUGAGAAGUUUAGGUGCCCAAUAUUGAAGAAAGGUUCUAAGUCAGUGCCUAUAACUAAGUCAGGACCAUCUAGUAGUGAGCAGUCUCCCCCCAGAAGUACAUCGGUCAUUGCUAUGAAUGAUAUUGUGGAAGGUCCUCCUGGUUUCCCUCCCCUGUUUUCAGAACUACAUCCACAAGAGCGUAAAGCGGCCUUGCUUUACAUUUCUCACUCAGAUAAGACGGAGAGACAAGCCAGGAUCAUGAGAGUCAGACAAGCUAUUGAGGACCAGAGUCAGUCUCAUAUGGUUAUUCUCACGAGAUUUACCUCAGAUCUUGAUAAAGGAAAGGGGCACGUCUUCUCCUAUCCAGACCCAGAUCAUCUCCCUCGAGUCCAUCUGAAACCUAGGGCGACUGCUUCGCUUACACUGUCGAAGGAGAUAGAUGUUCAAGAAGGAUACUCUGAAUCAGAAUGCUCUGGUGCGGCAGUUACGUUAACUCCAUCUAUCUCUACGGGUUUUCAGAUUGGUUUGUCUUCCAAGACACCAUCUGCCGGUGAUAGUAAUGGUGUUAAGGGUGCUCGCCGCCGUCCUCCAUCCUGGAAACGUAAAGCUCAAGCUGGAAAAUCUUCUGCGAAAGCAUCUCCGUCUUCUGAGAUUACGAUGCCACCGUUGGAGUCUGGUGGUAAACGUAAACCAGAAACUGUCUCAAUGUCUCCAUCCAAGAAAAGUUCGACUCCUACAUCCAUUUCGGUGGCUUCCAGUUUGAAGCCGCUGCUGCCCCAAUGA